AUGGAUGCUCUGAAAUCAGCUGGAAGAGCGAUUAUCAAGAGUCCCGGAGUUCCGCGGCACACAUGGGGCACCUCCAAGCACGAAAAGCUGCCAGAGAACUGGACAGACACCAAGGAGACCCUAUUGGAAGGGAUGGUCUUCCAGGUCAAGUACCUGGGGAUGACUCUGGUGGGACAGCCUAAAGGAGAGGACAUGGCUGCUGCAGCUAUACACAGGAUAGUCUCUACGGCCCGGGCCAGUGCUAAGAAGUUCCGUAAGGUGACCCUGACCAUCUCUCCUAAAGGAAUCAUCAUCACAGACACAGAGACACUGGACCUCAUAGAGAACGUCUCCAUAUACAGAAUCUCUUACUGCACAGCAGAUAAAACUCAGGACAAGGUGUUUGCCUACGUUUCCCAGAGUCAGUUCAAUGAGACACUUGAGUGCCACGCUUUCCUCUGCCACAAGAAGAAGAUCGCCCAGGCUGUGACGCUAACAGUAGCCCAGGCCUUCAAAGUAGCUCUGGACCUGUGGGAGAUUGCUCAGGAAGAUAAAAGUAAGAAGGCCAGGACGUGCUGCUCGUGUUCUGUCAGCGAUGGACAGACAGAGACGACAAACACACACUGUGUCUCAGACUCAGAGAAGCACCAGCCCCUGGAGAAGGAAGAGAAACUGAGACGGCCAUUCUUCUCCAUGUCGUUCAGCUCACCCCGCAACAAACCCACCCGGAAACGACCAAUCAAGCACGACUCCUGGGACGUGGAGGACGGCCUCGAUGAUGCCUUCUCAAGGUAA
Salvelinus namaycush (lake trout) is the source of this 774-nucleotide messenger RNA. RefSeq names its product low density lipoprotein receptor adapter protein 1. The coding region runs from base 1 to 774 and encodes 257 amino acids. Lineage: Eukaryota; Metazoa; Chordata; Actinopteri; Salmoniformes; Salmonidae. The record is from RefSeq and is a predicted model, not a curated record. The transcript is spliced from 8 exons.